Messenger RNA from Aspergillus terreus NIH2624, 1602 nucleotides. RefSeq names its product CDP-diacylglycerol--glycerol-3-phosphate 3-phosphatidyltransferase. The coding region runs from base 1 to 1602 and encodes 533 amino acids. Gene Ontology annotation, cellular component: mitochondrion. The record is from RefSeq and is a predicted model, not a curated record. Gene Ontology annotation, biological process: cardiolipin biosynthetic process. The transcript has 3 exons. Gene Ontology annotation, molecular function: CDP-diacylglycerol-glycerol-3-phosphate 3-phosphatidyltransferase activity. NCBI's taxonomy places the organism in Eukaryota, Fungi, Ascomycota, Eurotiomycetes, Eurotiales, Aspergillaceae.
AUGCUGGGCCGCAUCGGUGGUCAGGCGUUUCGUUGCGCCGUGCGUCGUCCCGUUGCGCGUCGGAACCUCUGCGAGCGCAAAUUCUCCGCCUAUUCCACCAGCUCGACCUCCUCCGGCACCCAUGCGCCCUCCGCGGCGUCGCCGUUGGGAAGUAUCACGGCCGAGUUGGACCGGGUUGCGCCGUGUUUUGAGGUCCCUGCAUCGAGGAUUACCAUCCUCGACUCUCCCGCCAGCUUCUACAGCACCCUCAAGGACAAAAUCCGCAACGCUCGCCGGCGCAUCUACCUUUCGACGCUGUACAUCGGCAAAGCAGAGCAUGAGCUCAUCGAGACCUUGGACCAGGCCCUGCAGGAUAACCCCGAUCUCAAAGUAUCCAUUUUGACGGACGCCCUGCGCGGCACUCGUGAAACACCCAAUCCGUGCUCUGCAUCGCUUCUCGCUUCGCUGGUCGCCAAACAUGGUUCGGACAGAGUUGAGAUCCGCAUGUUCCACACGCCGAAUUUGACGGGUCUGAGAAAGAAAUGGAUCCCUCGACGGAUCAAUGAGGGUUGGGGUCUGCAGCAUAUGAAGCUGUAUGGCAUCGACGACGAGAUCAUCCUUUCUGGUGCGAACCUUUCCAAGGAUUACUUUACGAAUCGCGUCGACCGGUACCAUGUCUUCAACUCCAGGGAGCUAGCCGAUUACUACGCGCGCAUCCACCACGCAGUCUGCAGCCUCAGUUUCCAGGUCCUGCCAGAUGCGCACAGCGCGGCAGGCUAUCUCAUGGACUGGCCGACAGCUAAUGGUGCCCCGUCCCCCCUCGAUGACGCAGAGAACUUUGCCGCCUACGCAUCGACGGUCUUGAACCCGCUCAUCCAGCCAACCGAGAAAGCCGCCCUCACGCCCAAAGACACGAGUCAGACUUAUGUAUACCCCGUGGCGCAAUUCACGCCGCUGCUGAAGCCGGACUCCUCGACGGAAUUCCCCGCUGUCACCGCCAUCCUCCGUCUUCUCUCGGGGCUCCCGGCUUUCUCAGGUGCCCGUUGGCUGUUCACCGCCGGCUACUUCAACAUCCAUCCCGUCCUUUCUUCCCUCCUCAUCGCCAGCACCUCCCCCUCGCAUACCGCCUCGACGACCCGUGGCACCGUCCUCACGGCGUCCCCAUGGGCCAACGGAUUCUACGGUUCCCCGGGCAUCUCGGGCAUGCUUCCUGCGGCCUACACGCAUCUGUCGGCGCGCUUUUUGGACCGGGUCGCCGAGGCGCAGCGGACAAACUCCAUUGAACUGAGGGAGUGGCGCCGCGGGACCGUCGGCGAGCCCGGCGGCUGGACCUACCACGCAAAGGGCCUGUGGAUCACCCUCCCCAAGGAAGAACAUCCCAGUCUGACGUUCGUCGGGAGCAGCAACUACACCAAGCGCAGCUACAGUUUAGACCUUGAGGUCGGUGCACUGGUGGUCACCGGCGACCAGGAACUGAAGCGGAAACUGGCCGCAGAGACCGAAUGGCUGCAAGAACAUUCGGAGCCCAUCUCGCGGGAUGACCUGCGGAAGACGGAGAGGCGGGUGAGCUGGAACGUGCGGCUGGCGAUGUGGAUUGUCGAGAAGGUCGGCGGUGCGCUGUGA